UCGGGGGCACAUCCUGCUCCUCCCUUGCAGUGCAGAGCAGCUCCAGGCUGUGCACUGUGUCUGCGGGCCCAGGAGCCAGCAAAAUGCUGGCACGGAUGGAGCACAGAGGUGUGCAAAGCAGAGGGUUUGUGCAGGGGGAUGGCGCUGCCCCAGCGUCCUGCUGUGCGCUGGAGGGGCAGCGAGGUUUUGCUCUCGGUGCAGAACAAAGGCAGUGGGUUUGGCGCUGCUUUCCCAGCAUGGAAAGCAAAUGUUCCUUCCAACAGGCAGCUCCUGCAUGCAGUGUCUGCAAGGCACGAGGCCCGUCCUGUGGCAGAUAUGCGGAGUGGCCGUCCCGUUUCCCGCCCCAGUCUGAAGCAUUUGGUAGAAAAAAUUGUCCUUAAACACAGUCCUGAAAUGAGGAUUCAUGGGUGGCACUGCGUUAAUGGAUUGAGUCACCCCACUGUCACCUCCCACAAAAACAAACCACGGCCAAUUUGCAUGUGAGAUAGCCAAGUUUGUCUCCAUUGGAUGGGUGAUGGAGCCCUGAGCUGGGGGCUGGCCCUGUGCUUAAGCAUCUGAAUGGAAAGUUGGGGUUGGACCCAAAUGCCAGAGGGAGACCGACCCGUGUGUGUGUGUGUGGCUGCAGGGAUGGACCUGUCGGCCAACCAGGAUGAGGAGGGCGACCAGGAGACCUACCAGUUGGAGAUCAACAAGGACACCAAGAAAUGCGCCUUCCGCACCUACACGGGCAAGUACUGGACCCUCACCUCCAACGGGGGCAUCCAGUCCACCGCCUCCACAAAGAACGCCAGCUGCUACUUCGACAUCGAGUGGUGUGACAAGCGCAUCACCCUGCGGGCUGCCAACGGCAAAUACGUGACAGCAAAGAAGAACGGGCAGCUGGCAGCCUCCAUGGAGACAGCAGGUGAGACGGAGCACUUUGUGAUGAAGCUGAUCAACAGACCCAUCAUCGUGCUGCGUGGUGAGCACGGCUUCAUCGGCUGCCGGAAGGUGACCGGCACCCUGGACUCCAACCGCUCCUCCUAUGAUGUCUUCCAGUUGGAGUUCAAUGAUGGAGCUUACAACAUCAAGGAUACCACUGGGAAGUACUGGAUGGUGGGCAGCGAGUCGUCCGUCACCAGCAGCAGCGAUACGCCCGUGGACUUCUUUUUUGAGUUCUGCGACUAUAACAAAGUGGCCAUCAAAAUCAAUGGCAAAUACCUGAAGGGUGACCACGCCGGGGUCCUCAAGGCAUCCGCCGACACCAUCGACGCCUCCACCCUCUGGGAAUAUUAAUGCACUUUAGCGUUCCUCCCAUUGCCAACCUCUCUUUCCCCCGUCUGUGGUUUUUUUUUGUUUGUUUGUUUGUUUGUUUUUGGUUUAAUUUCUCCUCUCUGUACAAGGAUUUCCAGCCUGGCUUGCCCUCCCCGUAGAGCCCAGUGCGUGGUGUUGGAGGUGGUCUCCCUUCAUCUCAUUAGGAACUGGAUCAGUCGCCCAGCAGUGCGGUGCAGCCUAUCAUUCCAAAGGGGUUUUUUCCCCUCAUCUCUGCUCGUGCCCACCCUGGCCCCGAGCAUCACCUCGGCCCUUCUAUUUUCCCUUCCCCUAUCGGAAAAAAAGAAACAAAA
This is a messenger RNA of Meleagris gallopavo (turkey), 1604 nucleotides long. NCBI's taxonomy places the organism in Eukaryota, Metazoa, Chordata, Aves, Galliformes, Phasianidae. The record is from RefSeq and is a predicted model, not a curated record.